AUGGGGAAUAUAAAGAUGGAGAGAGAUAGAGUGCCCACAAAAGUAUGCAACAUAUUUCACAGUUCGAGGCAGAUGGCGAUGGAAAAGGACAAAACAGACCCAAGGGAAGCCCCCACUGUCGCCACACGCCCACUCGCCCAUUCUCAAAAGCGUGACUGCUACUUGCAGAAUCCCCGAGAUCCCCUUACGCCCCCUUCUUACCCACCCCUGAAUCACCCCUUCCUUUUGAAGAAGAAUUUUUGA
Drosophila erecta is the source of this 243-nucleotide messenger RNA. RefSeq lists its product as uncharacterized. The record is from RefSeq and is a predicted model, not a curated record. NCBI's taxonomy places the organism in Eukaryota, Metazoa, Arthropoda, Insecta, Diptera, Drosophilidae.